Messenger RNA from Diaporthe amygdali, 468 nucleotides. RefSeq lists its product as uncharacterized. Bases 1 to 468 code for a protein of 155 amino acids. The transcript is spliced from 4 exons. NCBI's taxonomy places the organism in Eukaryota, Fungi, Ascomycota, Sordariomycetes, Diaporthales, Diaporthaceae. The record is from RefSeq and is a predicted model, not a curated record.
AUGGACGUAAUGGAUCCCCAAGCCUCCAAACAGCUUUCUGGAGUAGUGGAGCAGAAUGGUGAUUUCACCCAAACACCUCGAUAUGAUUUCUGGGCGUCUUCUUUCUUUGAGCAGAGUGCUUCAGAGAGCAGGGCAGGUCGCAAUGCCAUCGCUGGUAUUUGGCGCUCGGGGCUGGGCGAGCGGAAGACCAUCUCGGGGGCAUUGAUCCGCCUCGAGCCAUGCCACGGUGGCCGGUACCAGGACCACGACUGCCGCUCGCUGUUCAAGCCGGACGGCCGCGAACUGUGCGAUCUGGGCCGCUGCGAGUUCGUCCCCGCGGACCAGUACACGCCCAACUUCUCCCUGGAGAAGCAGCCCCAACAGAGCGACCACAGUACGACGGGCCAGCAGCUGCAUGCCAUGGGCGGGACGACGCGCGCGACACCAUCGCGCACCUCGGCAGCUCCCAAAGCACUGGGGCGCCUUUGA